AUGCGUGAGUGCGCAGAGGUGAAGGAGACAAUUGCAGCACUUUCAAACAACAUUGCCUUGUCGCAGAGAAGCUCGAACGAACGCGCACGGCUCCAUCUUGAGCCACGCGAUGCGCUGCACGAUGUGCGUGAAGCACUGCGCCUUGCGCCAAACGAUCCCGAGCAUUUGUACCUCGGCGCGAAAGUGUUUGUCCGCACAGGCUAUUGCGACAAAGCUCUGCGGCUUUUGCGUACGGCUGCAAAGCAUGCGCCGUCCGAAGCUUUGCGUGCACGCAUCGAGAAGCUUGUACAUGCCGUGCACUCCAAGUCACAAUCGCGCAAAGCCCUGCCCGCACCCGUUUGGGCACGACUGCCUCAUGAGACGAUCCUUGCGAUUUUCUCCUUCCUCGACACGCCCAUGCUCCUGCGAUGUAUUGGCGUGUGCCGCAAGUGGCGGUCACUCGCGAUGCAAAGCGCGCCGCUAUGGCACACAGUAGCGAUCCCAAGCGUGCAAUCUGGCGAAAAAAAAGAACGCGUACAUCGGCAGUACACGCUCCUUGCAUUUUUUAUGCAGCGCGCACGCGCACACCUCUCUUGUGUCACGAUUGGGCGCCCCCUCGCGGACACUGAGUCAGUCCAGAAGAUGCUGUGUCGCGCCGAUACGCUCGUCUCACUCUCGGUGGAGUGUGCUGCUGACAAGGCUGGCGCAUGGGCCGCAUUUGCACUUACAUUCCCCCGACUGACCACACUGUCCAUCCAAGCCGCGCCCGCCCAUAUCCAUCCAUGGAUGCAGCGCCCCCUUGAUACCACUAAUAUGCACUGCGGACCACUCAAAUCCUUGUGUCUGUACAAUACACCGCCGCUUGCAGCGGACGUCGCGACACUGCGGCUCUGCGCAAAACUUGCACGGCUCACAUACGGCGCUAGCGAACAUGCUGGAUCGCUGCGUACCGUGCGCGAACUAACCAUCCCUGCACUCCAAGCACUUGUCCACGCCGCUCAGGAUACCCUCGUCACCCUCGAGCUCGAUAGUGAUGCGAUCUGGGGCGCCGAUGCGUUUGCACAUACCCCCCGAAUCGCCCAAGCGCAGCCGCCGCACUUUCCUGUUUUGCGCUCGCUGCAAGCGCCGCUCAAGUGCAUGGUACUGCAUACACUUCCUGAUGUUGCGGUCGGCGUACUUGUGCCUGCGCUUGCUACGCUCCAUUUACAAGUAUCGAUUCCGCGCGCCGCUGGCGGCACCGCCGAAUCGAUACUUGCGUUUGCACAAGCGACGUGUGAUUCUGUACGCCACCUCACCCUGAGGAUCACGAGCGACUCUGCGACGUGGCUCGUUGCCUCGCUCCUACACGCAUGGCGCCAUCUCGAGAGUGUGCAUAUUGUAUAUGACGAGCCCGUCUCGAUCGACGAGCCGAUGCUCGAGCGCGAAGAAACCACGCUGGACAGGCCGCUCACUGCAGCGCUGCUUGUGCGUCUUUUGACACCUCGGGCCUUUUGCCGCCUGCCGCCGCUCUUGUGCCCCGCGCUACGGACGCUGGGAUGCGUAAAUGACGGUACAUUGCGGGGCAGAGAGCUGCUCGAGUGUGUUGGAAUCCGCGCACUGCUCGCGAAAGGAUGUUCGCUGGAAACAGCGCGGCGCGCCGUGCUGGAGCACCGCACUUUGGACGCUGUGCCAGAUGGACAAGGGACGGCGCAUGCUGCUGCGCUCGAGCAGCUGGAGCUGGAGAUGGGCACACCGAUCCACCCCGAGUUUGUCGCGCGCUUGCAGCAGCACCUUCCUCGACUUUUGUGGAAGCAGACCAGGAGCGAGCGCAGAGGAAAGCAUCGCGAGCAGUACUUGUAG
Molecule: messenger RNA, 1818 nt
Organism: Malassezia vespertilionis
Lineage: Eukaryota; Fungi; Basidiomycota; Malasseziomycetes; Malasseziales; Malasseziaceae
Exons: 4
Coding region: 1-1818 (605 amino acids)
Biological process (GO): SCF-dependent proteasomal ubiquitin-dependent protein catabolic process; positive regulation of protein ubiquitination
Cellular component (GO): SCF ubiquitin ligase complex
Molecular function (GO): protein binding
Source: RefSeq, a predicted model, not a curated record